Papaver somniferum (opium poppy) is the source of this 1578-nucleotide messenger RNA. Its product is annotated as alkane hydroxylase MAH1-like. Lineage: Eukaryota; Viridiplantae; Streptophyta; Magnoliopsida; Ranunculales; Papaveraceae. The transcript has a single exon. Gene Ontology annotation, molecular function: iron ion binding; heme binding; monooxygenase activity. The record is from RefSeq and is a predicted model, not a curated record. The coding region runs from base 1 to 1578 and encodes 525 amino acids.
AUGCAUUACAUCAGUCCUAUUCUGUCUUCCAUACAACUCUUCCUGAAAAACUGGCCUGAGUUUUACUUGGCAUUCAUCUGCCUUUUCUCCAUUACAUGGUACUUCAAACUCAAGAACCAACCCAUUGUGCAUUGGCCUAUCCUAGACAUACUCCCGUCACUUCUCCUAAACUACCACCACAUAAACGAGUGGACAGUUGAUAUUUCAAAAGUCUUUGGAGGAACCAGAGUAGAGAAAGGUCCAUUUUUCAGCCCUUUGAAUGUAUUGUUAACAUGCGAUCCUCAAAAUAUCGAAUACAUGGUAAAAACCAACUUCUCCAACUACCCUAAAGGAUCUGAAUACAAGAAAACAUUCGAUGUACUAGGCGAUGGACUCUUCAAUAUAGACUUCCACUCGUGGCACAUUCAAAGGAGGAUGGCACGGUUGACGUUUGCGUCCAAGAAGGCUCGGGAUAUCAUAGCUAAGAUGACUCAGAAGGUGGUGCAGGAUUCACUCCUCCCUUUGUUAGAGUAUGUUGCUAGGCAAUCAUCAAUAGUGGAUUUAGAAGAUAUGUUCAUGAGGUACACUUUCGACACUUCUGUUAGUAUAAUCUUCGGGACAAACCCAAAUUAUCUUGCUCCUGAUUUCCCUCGAAACGAUUUUGCCAAUGCGAUGGAGGAUGCUUCAGAGGCCGUUUUUUAUAGACAUGUAGUGCCUAGUCUUUGGAAAAAAUUGUGUCACUGGCUGAUGGUCGGGAAUGAGAGAAAGAUGAAAAAUGCCUGGAGGACUAUGGAUCGCCAUUUAGCACAGUACAUUUCAGCACAAAGAGAAGAUAGAGUUAAAGAAACAGAAGAGACUAAUCUACUUCAAGUGUAUAUGAGUAAUAAAGAAGAAGCAAAUAAUGAGCAACUAUUAGCAGAUGAAGACAAGUUUCUCAGAGACACUGCCUUGACACUCAUGUUCGCCGGACGUGAUACAACUGGCACGGCUCUCACUUGGUUCCUCUACAUGGUUUCCAAGAACCCUAGAGUGGAAGCAAAGAUUUUAGAGGAAUUGAAGUUAAUAUAUUCAGUGAAGGAUAAGGAGGGCGAAGAAGAUGAUCUUAGAUCAGAAAAAGGACUAAAGCUAUUUGAUGCACAAGACAUAAAGAAGAUGGUAUAUCUACAAGCAGCAUUAUAUGAAUGUCUAAGGUUAUAUCCUUCACUUCCUUUAAAUCGCAAAGGCGCCCUAAAAGAUGAUGUUCUUCCUGAUGGGACAGUUGUAAAACAGGGAAUGAUGAUCAUAUUCUCUACAUACGCAAUGGGAAGAAUGGAAUGGGUGUGGGGGAAAGACUGCUUGGAAUUCAAACCCGAGCGAUGGUUGGAUAUGGAUGGGGGCCGAAACUUAGAAAGCAUGUCUAAGUUUUUCACGUUCAGCAUCGGACCGAGGACUUGUCUUGGUAAAGACAUGGCAUUCAUGAUAAUAAAAUCGGCAGCUUCAGCCAUGCUCUUUAACUUCAAGAUUGAAGUGUUAAAGGGUCAGAAUGUUCAGCCAAAACCAUCACUUACGCUUAAAACCAAGAACGGGUUGAAGGUAAUGAUCAAGAGAAGGAUUUUGUAA